Messenger RNA from Lytechinus pictus (painted urchin), 5384 nucleotides. RefSeq names its product carbohydrate sulfotransferase 1-like. Gene Ontology annotation, molecular function: N-acetylglucosamine 6-O-sulfotransferase activity. The record is from RefSeq and is a predicted model, not a curated record. Lineage: Eukaryota; Metazoa; Echinodermata; Echinoidea; Temnopleuroida; Toxopneustidae. The coding region runs from base 2008 to 3831 and encodes 607 amino acids. The transcript has a single exon. Gene Ontology annotation, biological process: N-acetylglucosamine metabolic process; sulfur compound metabolic process.
CAAUGAAAGGUGUCCCCAAAAGGGCACCGUGUUCUAGGUUAGGAAAAUAAUGAAAAUUUCCAUUAUAUCCAGUUAUGUUUGUGAAUCUUUAAAGCUGUUCCUCCUUUUACCUCAUAAAGUAAGCCCCAAUAAAUUACAUCAAUUCUACAAGUUGUAAUAAAUAAAUAAAAUAUUUGAUCGCCAUUUAUUGAAAUAUGAUUUUAUGAAGUCGUAAUUUCGUAAUGAAAGUUUCAGAUUACGAUGAGUACUAUAUAUUUUGCCGAUACUAUCGAUGUCAAACAAUGUCGCCGACCUUCAAGACAAAAUUGCCUUCGCAAACGGAAAGCGCUGAUUUUGUCUCGGAAGAAUGGUCCAAGGACGUUCCUACGUAUCGCUCAUCUCAUGAAACAGGCCCCACGACUCCCUAUUCAUUGAAGCUUUACAAUUUGUUCAUCAGUUGCUCCCCGGUAACCGGCGUCAACUUGUUCAAAUCAAACCAAUAACGCGGCCAACAAGGGAACACUUAAUUUUCAUUGCGAAAAGGCGAAACUAUUUGCAUUCUCCUCUGUAACGCGUUUAAGAAAAAGAAAGAAUUAUCAUGUCUGGAACUUUUGUAGUUUCUCUGUUUGGGUCGUCUUUGUUCGUUUCUAUUCUUCCUUCAUGGUUUCUCCAUUCUUUCAAGGGUCGUUCUUUCAGUUGUUCAACCAGAGGGCAAUCAGAAGAGGGAACACAUGCAAACAUGAUGAAAACGACCGUUUGGUUUACCCUUAUUGUCAUCAUCUAUUUGUUUGGUCUCAAGGAGGAUGACUUUGUUACGUCACACAACAGGACUCUCACUUUCUCCUUCCCAAACGUCCAUCUUUAUUUUUUAAAUGGGAGUGAUAAUAAUGGCAGUGAGAAUAAAUCCUCUCAAACACUGUAUCAAAACCUGGUUACCGGCUCAUUAAUGUGAUAAAUAAUGGUAACAAAUACAAUGUUUCCACGUUCAAUUCUAUUUUAAUUAAAAAAAAAACCAGAGAGAAAUGUCGUCCCGGCUCUCCAAACAGAGAGAUGGGAAAAUUGAUUUUCCCUUAAAUGAGGCUAUGAUUAUUUCAUCUUUACUGACAUGCCAAGCCUAAUCUUGAUUGCUAAAGAUCAAAUGGAGAUAGCAUUGAUUUGUUAAAGCAUAUAGUUGCUAAUACGAGCUCGGCAAGCAUGACUGCUUGGGACUUUUCGAAGGGAAACCGUAACAUUUCGCUAAAUCUCAUCGAAGAAGCAACAUAAUCACCUGUACCUGGAUUUUUUUCCCUUGACAGGUCACGUGCUAUCAGGUCCUUUAUGGAUUUCGGAUGGUUACAUUAUACCACCAAAUUAUGAUUACAUCUAUUAAUAAAACCUGAUAUUGUUUUGGAGUAAAAAUAUUUGAUGAAUUCCUCUGGAUAUGAAAGGAGUGAUCGAUUUGUUUCAUAGAGAACUUCAAGACUGAUUAUUGGACAGCAAGCCGCAUAUAGCAACGGGGUGAUGGCGGUAAAUCAACGGUCAAUCAAUCAUUGCGCUUGGUUUGACAUGCUUAUGAUGAUGUGCCAAACAGCAAAUAUUAUUUUGCAAGUACUUUUAUGAUCGUGUUUCGUUAUACUGAAGACAUUGUUUGAGAGAAAUAGCUGCAGACUGAUAGUGGUAACAAUCGUGAACAGAACUUGAACGAAAUCAUUUUAUCAUUUGGAUAUUUAUUAUGUCACUAAAGGGACGAGUAUGACGAAUUGCUAAAUAUUUUAAGAUGUCCUCGGCGCCCUUUGCCCGAUGCUAUUACGUGGAGUUCAUAGUAAAGACAUGAUAUUAUUGUAACAUGUUCAUUUCGAAAUGAGAGCAACUCGAACACGGGGAACAAACAUACAGGAAUUAUGUCGCCACCUUUCGCUAAUAGCCACCAAACCUCCAAAAUGUCUUCACACAGACGACCUCACAAAGUGCUAAGAAAUAGAUUUCAGUCUUUUUGCUUUCAUAUUUGGUGACAAGAAAGAAUUAAGAGAAUUGUAUACACAAGCGACCAUGGUACUGCCAAGCAGGAGAUGCCUCCGGUACAACUGCAGACGCCAUCUCGUCGGACUCACAUACCAUGUAGGUUUAACGGUUUUUGUGACAAUUGCAGUUCUGAAGAUCGUUGGGGUCUCGCAGUUCCCGGAUGCAGAUGAAGCAGACGGAGGUGCAUUCAUGAAGAGAGGCGUUGGUGUAACCAACAAGAUUAGCAGACCUGCAGCAAUUGUUGAGAUCGACAAUGGACGGCCGUUUGUCCGGAGAGAAGAUGGCAGAGAGGAUGGCUGGAUUCAGUUGGUGAAACAAAAGGGAACUGGGUCUGGAUAUAAUGACGGUUUGUUGAAAUCAAAGAGCAACAAUCAUUUGAGGGAUUCCAUUGACUCACUAGAGGUUCUCGGAGAAGGAGAGAUGCUCCCCGACUUGUCCAGGAGAGAUUUUGUCAUAAAGAGUUUGAAGUUUGCGAAUCAUCCAGAACUUCCAGACGCCAACGACAUACCGAUCUCAAAGGAACUACAGGAACGGAUAAUGAGCGAGAAAAUUAAGAGGAGUAAGUCGAAGGCAGAAUCCAUAUCAAGAAAAUUGACGCCUUCGAUACAAGAUGAAAAAUCAAAGAAUCAUUCCAUAGAUUCGAAACAAAAACAGAAUGAAGACAUACAAACGCAAAAGGCAACGCAUAUUGAAGUGCACAAAGAAAUUCCAGUGGAUUUUCCCAACAAACACACUGUACCGACGGCAUCUUCUGGCGGAUUAUCGAAUGCACAAUUUUUUUCUGAUGGUGACACAAAAGCAAAGCGAGUGAAUGUUCUCAUCGUUGCUGCUAUGCGAACCGGGUCAUCUUUCCUUGGGGAAUUGUUUCUAGAACGCAAUGACUUCUUUUACAUGUUCGAACCUGGAAGGCUUCUCAUGCACAAACUAGAUGAGUUAGGACUGACACGAGUUGUAAUGGUUACCAAACUAAUUCAAAUGCUUGAGAACUUCUACCAAUGCAAAUUUCAAGAUAUGCAAUUCUUUAUUGAUCGUCUUAACUCAGACACCCUGAGAGGCCGAAAGCAAGCGGUUCCACUGUUAGUGACCGAUCAGUUCUGCGUUCUACACGAGUUUAAGCGCUUCAAGUUUCGUCGUCCUAAGGAUGAAUGCAAAGCGGUGACAGAAGACAUCCUUGAGACCGCGUGUACUGGGAGAGCACAUACAGCUAUCAAGUCUAUCCGCAUCCUGGAUAUCAAUCUUGUGCUUAAACUUAUAGAGGGGGAGGAAACUGACCUGAAGUUGAUCCAUCUUGUACGUGACCCAAGAAGCAUGAUCUUGUCCCGCCUCAAGCUAGCUAUGCCCCACAUCAGGGUAUUCAACGUCACCGAAUUAUCAGAAACAUAUCGGAACAUCCUGCUCAAAUACUGCUCCAGCUGGCACCAGAACUACGAGAUCGGACACUAUGUGCCUUUCGUACAGAAGAACUACCUGAUGGUACGAUAUGAGGACAUAGCCAGGGACCCUUAUGGAUCUGCACGGAAGAUCUACAAGUUUGUUGGUCUCGGGACGUCCAUUCCGAGUUCGGUUAGAAAUUGGAUAAUUAAAAACACCAACGCCAAUGACCAAAGCAAGAAAAAGUCAGUAUCGUUUUCAACCAAGAGGGAUUCGAAAUCUGUUUUGGUGAGUUGGAAGAGCCGACUGACUGUACAAAUGGCAAGAGCUAUUGAAGAAAUCGGGGACUGUUCUCGACUUAUGCAAGCAACAGGUUACACACUCAUCGGCAACGAUCCUCGUAUGCUGUCCAAUUCCGAUUCAUUAGUUGGGCCCUUACCUCUUCCAAAAUUCAAUGCAUCAGCAUUUACUUUUAUGUGAUGUCAUUUUUUUUGUGGGGGGGGGGGGGUAAAUAGACAAAUAUUUUUGCUUACAUUCCUUGCAAAAUAUCUAGUACCUGAUGGUGAAACAGAAUACAACCUUCUGAGGCCCGUUUAAAAAAAAGACUUACAAAUUUGCAAUUACAGUGGAGACAGCGAUUUUGAUUGGCUGCUGAGCCCUGUUACCAUGGAAGUUACCAUUAUGAUAAAAAUAAGAUAACCACAAGUAGUUAGUUUUUACGGAACAUGCCCAAUGUGUAAUUUCUAUUUUUUUUAACGUUCAUUGGAGUCAACUCAAAUUACUGUAAAGCAUCGUUGUGACUGUUGUAUUCGUAUUUUAAGCCGUUAACCUCUUAAGAAUGUGAUUUAUAAAAUUUAAUCUCUUUUUUUGUUGUUGUUACUGAAAACAAUGAAUUUGGAUUGCCUAGAUUGAUCCAAGACCAUAAUGUUUUAUGAGAGUAGUUCCUCCCAAGUGCUGAUCCAGGUUUUACCAGCGGGAGUAGGCCAAUCACCCCCCCCCCCCCAAAAAAAAACACGAAAAUGUUAUAACCACUCACGGGAAGCAUUUUUAUUUUUCGGCACCCUACCCCCUCUGAAAAAAAUUGGGUCUAGCUAGGAGAAAGGGGGAGGCAAUGUCAACUCGGCCACCUCCCUGGAUCGGCACCUGGCUCAUCUUUCAAUCAUAAUUAUUAUAUUACACAUUCAUCGUUGAAUUUUCUAUGAAUGUUUUGUUUUUCCUAAAUAAACUUGGUUACUAGGUCUUUCAUCUUUUAAAGUAACUUGUUUUGAUUGUGUUAUCCAGGCCGGCGGAGCGAAGUUGAAAGUGGGGGGGGGGGGGGGGGCACAGGGAAAAGGGGCACCUUUUCUUUUGAAAGGGCACUAUCUUAAAACAAAGAAAAAAUGACUUAUUUACAGUGGUGUAAUGAAGCAAAAAUUUUGAGGGGGUGGGAUGUGUCGUAUCAUGUAAAAUCUAUAAGAAGCUGCGAACGAGCGAGCGAGCAAAUAUUUUGAAAUUUUUAUAACUAAAAUCCAAUUUUGUGAUUGAUUUUGACAUAAUAUUCAGAAAAUAAUAUCAUAUUUCACCCUUCUCUCUUUCCUUUUUUUUUCUUGGUUGUGAUUUUUUUCUGUGGGGGGGGGGGGGGGGCAAGAGCCCCCAUCUGUACGCCACUGCUUAUCUCACAUGACUCAUGAGACUUAAGGCACAUGGGAUUAUUCUUACAAGUUUUUUUUCCUUCAUAUGUAAUGAGAAUAUUGUUUUCUUAAUUCAAAGGGGCACUUGUUAACACAUAAAAUGGUUCCUUCUCAGGAGAAAGGGGCACAGUACACGUUCGUGAGGGGCGUUUUUUUCUUGCAUAAAAAGGGCACUUUUUCAGUGCUUCAAAAUGUAAGGGGCACUUUGCCCCCCCCCCCUCCAGGAUCGCCGCCCUUGGCGUUAUCGCUAUACGAUUUGACACAUUGUAUACCGGUGCAUUGCAAAUUUUGAUGUUUUCGAUUAUUAUUGAAAUAGUGUGAAAUUGAUCACAAUUAAUAAAUUGCAAGCUCCAUUGCAUGCAU